CAAAUUCAGCGCUCCUCGUCUUUGGUGAGAUUUAAGGGCAGAGGUACCAUCAUCUACAGCUUCCUCAUUCUAACCAAACCCAAGCAGAAAGAUGAACGAGCUUCGACCACUUCCUGUUUCAUGUAGCAGCCCCCCCAUGGACUUCCUGGCAUUCUCUAGCCUUGAUGGGUGGUGGACUGAGAGAGAAGAGUUUGGUCAGAAUACUGUCAGGCUGCAGUGUAUGGGAGGUGUGUGUGUGUGUGUGUGUGGGAUCGGGUGUUUGUCUGAUGAGACGUCCUCUGAGACUCACACAUGCUUCCUCACACGAGUCAUCAUGUGAGACUUUGGAGGAAGGUCUGAAGGGUUUCCUGCUUUUCAGACGGAAGAUAAACUCCUCCCUCCCUCCCUACCUCACUCCCUACCUCCCUCCCUCCCUCCCUCACUCCCUACCUCCCUACCUCCCUCCUCAGGACAGAGUAUUUUCUCAUCAGACCGCCAGACGCCAGACGAACAUCAGAUGACCCCCAGCCCUCUCACGUCUGCUCCAGGUCCAGCUCCUGUUCCAGGUCAGACUGCAUCGGCUCCAGACCUCUCACGUCUGCUCCAGGUCCAGCUCCUGUUCCAGGUCAGACUGCAUCGGCUCCAGACCUCUCACGUCUGCUCCAGGUCCAGCUCCUGUUCCAGGUCAGACUGCAUCGGCUCCAGACCUCUCCUCCUCCGCUCAGAUCUCACAGUCACAUCUGUACGCGUGAAUGGAUCUUGUUUAGCUGUCCAGUUUGUCUGUCCGUCUGGUUCUCCAGAAAGCAGAGAGAACCAUCAGAGAACCAUCAGAGAACCACCAGAGAACCACCAGCUUCUCUGGCAUCCAACCUCGUGUCAUGGACCUAAACUUCACCCAGCUCCCCUCCCCCUGGCCCCCGGCCGCAUCCAACCAGACCAGCAGCUUCAGCAGCCUGUUCACCCAGCAGGUCCUCCCUGCUCUCUACAUGCUGAUCUGCGGCGUGGGCCUGGUCCUCAACAUCCUGGCCGCCUGGAUCUUCUUCCGGGUCCCCAGCGACUCUGGCCUGGUGGUGUAUCUGAAGAACAUGGUGCUGGCAGAUCUCCUUAUGCUGUCCACCUACCCGUGGCGCGUGGCCAGCGAGAUGGACCUUGGCGGCUGGCGCCUGAGGGUGCUGGUGUGUCGCUACACGGCCGUACUCUUCUACUCCAGCAUGUACGUGGGCAUCGUGUUCAUGGGCCUCAUCAGCCUGGAGCGCUACGUGAGGAUUGUACGCUCCUCCUCCUCCUUCUCCUGUGGUUCCCCGCUCCUCCAGAGCGUGGGCUUUGCCCGCGUGCUGGCUCUGCUCACCUGGAGCCUGCUGGUUCUGUCCGUGCUGCCUAACGUGCUGCUCACCAGCCGGCCCGGGGACGAGGGGAGCUCCAGGGACUGCAUGAAGCUGAAGAGCCCACUGGGGGUGCAGUGGCACUGGGCGUCGAGCCUGUUCAGCGUGGGGCUGUUCUGGGCGACCCUCCUGGUGCUGGGGUUCUGCUACUCCUCCAUCGCCUGUCGGAUCUACCGCUCCUACCGCCGCGUGCGGCAGGAUGCCGGCGAGGUGUGUCGGAAAUCGAACCGCAGCAUCCUGAGCCUCCUGGCGGUGUUCUUUGUGUGUUUUGUGCCGUACCACGCCUGCCGCGUGCCCUACACCCUCAGCCAGAUGCCCGGGGCCGGCUUCAGCUGGCACAGCCGCUUCCUGCUGUUCCAGAUCAAGGAAGGCACGCUGUUCCUGUCUGCGCUCAACGUGUGCCUGGAUCCCGUCAUCUACUUCCUAAUGUGUCGGACGUUCAGGGAGUCGCUGCUCAGGAAGCUGUCAGGGGGAGGAGCCAGGAGGCGGUCUCUGACCACGGCACAGAGCCUCAGCAACAUCUGACCCUGACCGGGGAGGGAGGGAGGGAUGGUUGGAUGGGGGGGAGAGGGA
Messenger RNA from Hypomesus transpacificus, 1934 nucleotides. RefSeq names its product P2Y purinoceptor 14. The transcript is spliced from 2 exons. Gene Ontology annotation, biological process: G protein-coupled receptor signaling pathway. The record is from RefSeq and is a predicted model, not a curated record. Gene Ontology annotation, molecular function: G protein-coupled purinergic nucleotide receptor activity. Gene Ontology annotation, cellular component: membrane. NCBI's taxonomy places the organism in Eukaryota, Metazoa, Chordata, Actinopteri, Osmeriformes, Osmeridae. Bases 858 to 1886 code for a protein of 342 amino acids.